This is a messenger RNA of Erpetoichthys calabaricus (reedfish), 640 nucleotides long. It is a transcript of the gene atp5pd, whose product is annotated as ATP synthase peripheral stalk subunit d. Gene Ontology annotation, molecular function: proton transmembrane transporter activity. Gene Ontology annotation, biological process: proton motive force-driven ATP synthesis. Bases 75 to 560 code for a protein of 161 amino acids. The record is from RefSeq and is a predicted model, not a curated record. NCBI's taxonomy places the organism in Eukaryota, Metazoa, Chordata, Cladistia, Polypteriformes, Polypteridae. The transcript has 6 exons.
CGCCGAUUAUCUGUUGCUAUUUCCGUGUCCGGUCGGCCAUUUUCCUCCGGCAGUGUAAGGCGAAGUACCUAAAAAUGGCUGGCCGACGAGUUACAUUGAAGGCUAUUGACUGGAUGGCAUUUGCAGAGAGGGUGCCUCCCAACCAGAAGGCAAUGUUCAAUGCAUUAAAAACUCGCAGUGAUUCCAUCGCAGCCAGGUUAGCCUCUCUCCCAGAAAAACCUGCAGUCAUUGAUUGGAAUUACUACAGAACUGCUGUUGCUAAGGCGGGAUUGGUCGAUGAGUUUGAAAAGAAGUUUUCUAGCAUAAAAGUUCCUGAGCCUGCUGAUACAAUGUCAUCAAAAAUUGAUGCACAGGAAAAGGAGGCGAAUCAGAGUGCACUUAGUUAUAUUGAGACAUCAAAGAGUCGUGUUGCUCAAUAUGAGAAAGAGCUGGAGAAAUUGAGAAAUAUUAUUCCAUUUGAUCAGAUGACAAUUGAUGACUUGAAUGAAGCUUUCCCUGAAACCAAACUAGACGAAAAGAAGUAUCCCUACUGGCCACACAAGCCCAUCUCAGAACUGUAAAUGUCUGCUGCAAGAAAACAGUGUCAUCCCCAAGAUUCUGUCUUUAUUUUAAAUAAAUUUCUUGUACAGUGACUAUCCAA